Molecule: messenger RNA, 4181 nt
Organism: Alnus glutinosa
Lineage: Eukaryota; Viridiplantae; Streptophyta; Magnoliopsida; Fagales; Betulaceae
Biological process (GO): regulatory ncRNA-mediated post-transcriptional gene silencing; RNA processing; negative regulation of RNA catabolic process
Cellular component (GO): catalytic step 2 spliceosome
Molecular function (GO): protein binding
Source: RefSeq, a predicted model, not a curated record
AGCCCACUCACUCACCGGCUGCACUUGGCCACAUUUGGAUUUGCAAUGGAGGAGGAGAAACCUGCACCGACGGAAGCACCGCCACCAGCAGAAGAAGAAGAGCCAAAACAACUGAAACCUUCUCUCUUCCCUCUCUUUCCCGCUUCAGACGCCUCUAGCUCGCAGCCUCAGCGCCCCAGUGUCCCUCAAUGGCUCAAUAACUCCAGCUUCACAGCCGACCUCUCCCUUAUCACCGACGCGGUUUUCAACGUAAACCCCGCCUCCCUCUCCAGCCCACCAGAACCCGAAACAGACUCAGAACAAGAAGAAGAGCCGCAAGAGAAACGGUUCAAAUCGAAUCCCAAGCCUUCCUAUGAGCUUCUCGAAUCUUCCUCCGAAUCCGACCGAGGCACAAGGAAGGAAAGCACCGAGAAGAGGACGAAGAGGAGGAAGAAGCGGAAGAGGAAGAAGUCCAGAGAGAGAGGAGGGCUCGACGAUUACCACCGGGCGAGAAAGUCCGAUGUUCGAGCUUGGGCGGGUUCGGAAACUAAGCCUUCCAAAGACUGUUACUUCGAUUCGCGCGGUGAUCCUGAUAAUUUGGCUUUCGGGUGCCUUUACAGAAUGGAUAUUCCCCGCUACAAACCUUAUAAUCCUUUGAAGCUAUCCGGGCUUGAUUUUCAAAGUUCAUACCGGCGGAACCAGAGGGGUUCAGUGUUUGAUAGAGAUGGUGAUGUUGAUGCAUUGGAUAGUAAAUUAGUAUCUGAGCGGUUACGUUUUCUUGCACCUCAAAAGUCCACAGCAGAUGAGUUCAUUCCUUUAUCAGAUAUUCAAACCUUCGAUGAAGGUGUUGAUGGUAGUUCUUUCUCAGGAACUUCAAUGAUUGAAGAAUCUUGGGAAGAUGAAGUUCUACGCAAAACACGGGAGUUCAACAAACUGACAAGGGAGCAACCACAUAAUGAAAAGGCCUGGUUGGCUUUCGCAGAGUUCCAGGACAAGGUUGCGGGUAUGCAACCCCAGAAAGGUGCUCGCUUGCAGACUCUUGAAAAGAAGAUUAGCAUAUUGGAGAAGGCAGCUGACCUUAACCCAGAUAAUGAAGAUUUGUUGCUUUGUCUUCUGAAGGCUUAUCAUAGCAGAGACAGCACUGAUGUCUUGCUUGGUAGAUGGGAAAAGAUACUCAUGCAUCAUCCAGGAAGUUACAAGCUGUGGAGAGAAUUCCUGCAUGUUGUUCAAGGGGAGUUCUCAAGAUUCAAGGUUUCGGACAUGAGAAAAAUGUAUGCAUAUGCAAUCCAGGCUCUAUCUGCUGCAUGCAGCCAGCACUCUAGGCAGGUUCAGCAUUCUGCAAAGCCGCUCACUCCAGAUACUGCAAUUGUUCAGCAAGAACUUGGUCUUGUUGAUAUAUUCCUGAGUCUUUGCAGGUUUGAGUGGCAGGCUGGUUACCAGGAGUUGGCUACUGCUUUAUUUCAGGCUGAACUUGAAUUUAGUUUGUUUUGUCCUUUACUUCAAACUGAGCAGAGUAAAAGGAGACUGUUUGAGCACUUUUGGCAUAGUGAAGGUGCAAGAGUUGGAGAAGAAGGGGCCCUUGGUUGGUCCACAUGGUUGGAGAAAGAGGAGGAGAAUAGGCAAAGGAUUGUCAAGGAGGAGACCUCACUUGAUGAUGAAAAAGGUGGUUGGACAGGUUGGUCCGAACCACUAUCCAAGGAUAAAGAUAGUGGUAUAAAUUCAUUAAAUGCAGCCAACAAUGACUUGGCUGAUGAGGAGCUUCAAGAGGAAUUUGAGAAUGAAGAUAUCAAGCAGGAAGAUGAAACUGAAGCUUUACUAAAAAAACUAGGCAUUGAUGUUGAAGCUGAGGCUAGCUGUGAGGUUAAAGACACUUCCACUUGGUCUAGAUGGUCAGAAGAAGAGUCAUCAAGGGACCGUGAUCAAUGGAUGCCUGUCCAUGGGAAAUCUGCUGGGGGUUCUCAUAGCGAUGAGUCACCUGAUAGAGAAGCGGAUGAACAACUUUCGAGAGUUAUAUUGUAUGAAGAUGUCAAUGAGUACCUGUUUUCAUUAUGCUCAGGAGAGGCCCGUUUAUCUCUAGUAUCCCAUUUCAUUGAUUUCUUUGGUGGGAAAAUAUCUCAAUGCAUUUGCACAAACAGUUCUAGUUGGAUUGAGAAAAUCCUCAGCUUAGAGGCAUUGCCAGAUUCGAUAUUACUACCUUUGAAAGGGGUUCAUGAUGCUUCAACCAAAACACAAACCAGACUGAAUGGUUUCAGUUUGGAAGAGCUUUUGGGCAGCACCACUGACAUCUCUAAGAGGAUUGACAUGAUGAAAUUUCUUCGUAAUGCUACACUACUUUUUUUAACUGCUUUUCCGCGUAAUUACACCCUGGAAGAAGCUGCUCUAGUUGCUGAAGAGCUAUCUGUUACGAAAAUGAAUUCUUGCGGCAGCUUUGAUACACCAUGUCGAGCUCUGGCAAAGCGUCUGUUAAAAAGUGAUCGACAGGACGUAUUGCUAUGUGGAGUUUACGCACAAAGAGAGGCUGCUUAUGGGAAUUUUGAUCAUGCAAGAAGAGUGUUUGACAUGGCACUUUCAUUAAUUGAAGGGCUACCAAUGGAACAACGGUCGAAUGCUCCUCUUCUAUAUUUUUGGUAUGCUGAGGCAGAGGUGGCCAAUAAUCCUGACAAUAGUAGCGAAUCAACAUUUCGUGCACUGCACAUUUUAUCGUGCUUAGGAAGUAGUGCAACAUAUAGUCCAUUUAAAUGUCAACCAUCAAAUCUACAGCUGCUGAGAGCACACCAAGGGUUUAAAGAAAAAAUAAGAACAGUAAGAUCUGCUUGGAUACGUGGUCUUAUAGAUGAUCAAUCUAUUGCUCUUAUAUGUUCAGCAGCUUUAUUUGAGGAGUUGACCACUGGGUGGGCUGCGGGUAUUGAAGUUUUGGAUCAAGCUUUUGCGGUUGUGCUUCCAGAGAGAAGAAGCCAUAGUUAUCAACUUGAGUAUUUGCUCAAUUAUUAUGUGAGGAUGCUUCAGAGACAUCAUAAGCAAUUUAGCCUAUCAAAGAUCUGGGAGUCCAUCUCUCGGGGGCUGCAAAUAUAUCCUUUCAGCCCAGAACUUUUUAAAUCCUUAGUGGAGAUUGGCCAUCUUUACACAACAUCCAAUAAACUGCGGUGGAUGUUUGAUGACUUCUGUCACAAGAAACCAUCUGUGAUUGUUUGGAUUUUCGCUCUGUUGUUUGAGAUGAGUAGAGGAAGCUCCCAGCAUAGGAUCCAUGGAUUGUUUGAAAGGGCAUUGGCAAAUGAUAAUUUGCGUAACUCGGUUUUACUUUGGCGUUAUUAUAUUGCUUAUGAGAUUAACAUAGCCCACAAUCCUUCUGCAGCCAAGCGAAUUUUCUUCCGAGCUAUCCAUGCCUGUCCAUGGUCUAAAAGGCUUUGGCUCGAUGGUUUUCUCAAGCUGAACUCGGUCCUAACUGCGAAAGAGCUGUCGGAUCUCCAAGAAGUCAUGCGGGAUAAGGAACUGAACCUGAGGACGGAUAUUUAUGAAAUCCUUUUGCAGGAUGAGCCCAUAUCAUGAAAUUGUCUGUUACUCUGCUUAUAGCAGGAGCAAAUGAAAUAAAAAAAUAAAAAAUUAUGGAUUGAACUUGUGCAAAGUAUGGAUGGCAUGGAAGAAAAGCUUUAAAAAUAGUGAGGUAUAUGGUAAUUUCAACUAUGGUAUCGGAUUUCUUUGGAUACAGCAAAAGUUGAAAAUAAUUCUGAAAAUGCAGCUUCUCUGGGUCAUGGGUGGUGAUGGUUUAUUUAUCGGAAAGCAUGAAGUUCAGUUCUAUGAUGGUUGUGCAGCUUUAAAGAUAAUGAGUUUCAGGGCUACUGUAUCUUAGAAGGCAAGGGCUGAACUUGAUAAUGAGCCUGAUCUGGUAUGUGAUUAAAAAUCCUCCAAGAGCUCAAGGAACCUGAUAAUGGAUUCUCCACACAAUGAGAAACAUACCGAGCUGUGGAGAACGCGAACGCGAACGCGAGGACGAUCUGGGAAGAAGGCGAGUGACAAUUACGUGCGGCUAGAGAGCGUCAGUCAGCGGGAUUUCACUGAUCUAGUUCAUAAAAUCUUAAUGCCAAUUCGGAUUUCGGAGAACCCAACAAAUUAAUGCUGAUCAUAAUCCUCUUUUCCAGAGGUUUGACUUCGAUUAUAACAUACGAGUUACAAGAUCAGUCGCAUGAGGCCAAAAACCAUGCCCA